UUUGUGCUUAUAAUAGAAACCUGCAUUCAGUAAUAAUUUCAUUUUUCGAAUUGUUGGUAUAUUCACUUUGCGAACAGCAAUGCUGUUCAUUGACCUGAAAUUCUGAUCAAAUACGUUUUGUAGAGUUAAUACGAAGCAUUACAGGUAUCUUGUUCGGUUUAUAUUUUGUCAUGGAAGACUUGGUUGUAUUUACUGCUGAAACGUACAUUCGAAUUGAUGAAGAUUCAGAAAAUCGGGCUUUUAACAAAAAAAGCAAUGAUACUUUCUUUUGUGAUAUUUGUUCCAAAUCAUUUAAAUCAGCAUUUAAUUUAAAGAAGCAUAAUUUAAUACAUUCUGGUGAGCGUCCACACACAUGUGAUAUUUGUCAGAAAAGAUUUACUGCAUCAAGUGAUCUUAAAUCCCAUCGAUUAAUUCAUACUGGUGGCCAUCCUUAUGUGUGCACAAAUUGUAAUAAGGGAUUUCCAUCUCCAAGUAAGCUUCGCCGCCAUCAUUUGACUCAUACUGGUGAACGUCCGUAUUCAUGUGAUGUUUGUUCAAAAGGUUUCAGAACUAGCAGUGAUCUUCAGCGACACAGAUUAACUCACAAAAGUGAUUAUUCCUAUGUAUGUCAGUUUUGUAAUAAGGGCUUUGAUUCGUCUAUUGAUGUAGAGAUGCAUCGAUUAACACAUUCUGGGGAAAGCCCAUAUGAAUGCAAAGUUUGUCAAAAAACUUUUUCUUCUUCUAAUGGUCUUCAGUGUCAUAGUAUUAUUCAUUCUCUUGAAAGGCCACAUACUUGUGAUACAUGUGGUAAGUCUUUUAAAUCUCUGUGUAAUUUAAAAAAGCAUAUGCUUAUUCAUACUGGAGUUCGUCCACAUGUGUGUGAUAUCUGCGGAAAAGGAUUCACUUCAUCUAGUGAUCUUAAUACUCACAAAUUAAAACACACUGGUGAAUAUCCUUAUAUAUGUAAUAUCUGCAGUAAAGGUUUCACGUCACCUAGUAAGUUACAGCGGCAUAUACUUACACAUACUGGGGAGAGACCUCACAUUUGCAUGCUGUGUAAAAAGGGAUUUCGUACUACAAGUGAUCUUCAGCGUCAUAGUUUGACUCACGAGGGUAAAGAUUUUGUCUGUCAUUACUGUAACAAAGGUUUUACAUCCUCAGCUAAUCUAGAACUUCAUUGCCUUUCACAUUUGGGUGAGCGACCUUAUAUUUGUAAUAUUUGCAACAAAGCAUUUGCAUCGCCAAAUAAUUUAAAAAGUCAUAGUUUAACACAUUCAAGUGACAGACCUUACAUAUGUGAAAUAUGUGGAAAAGGUUUCAAAUCAUUUUACAAUUUGAAAAAGCACUGCAUUAUUCAUACUGGUUACAAACCUCAUAUGUGUGAAUUCUGCAAAAAACGCUUUACAUCAAGUAGUGAUCUUAAAUCACACAAGCUUCUGCAUACAGGAGGUCAUCCUCAUGUGUGUGUCAUGUGUAAUAAAGGCUUUUCUUCUCCUAGUAAAUUGCAGAGGCAUCUGUUGACACAUACUGGAUAUCGCCCUGCUGCCUGUGAUUUCUGUGAUAAAAGGUUUAGAAAUAAAAGUGAUCUCCAACGCCACCUUCAAAUACAUAAAAAAAUUAAACCAUCCUAUAAAUGUCAGUAUUGCCAAAAUGAAUUUAGACGUGCCUUAGACUUCAAAACCCAUUUUCUCACACAUACUUCAGAAAGGCCUCAUAUUUGUCAUGUUUGCAAUAAAAGUUACACAACAGAAACAAGAUUGAAAAAUCAUAUACGAAUGCACAACAAUCCACGACCUUAUGUUUGUGAUAUUUGUGGUAAGCGUUUCAGUCUCACUAGGUUACUUAAAGCGCAUAUGAAGACCCAUAAAAAUCAGUCAGAUACAUAUGUUAAACAAGAUAAAGAAAUUUGUGAUUUGCCAUUAGAAAGCAAUGUUGAAGUUGAACUGCAUGAAGAUGAGGCUUUUGAGCUAACGAAUUUGGACAGAAAUUCCGAUUAUACUGAAAUUGUUCCUAAUAAUGCAACUGUGUCGUGAAAAUUUCAAUUUUGUGAAAAGUAUUUAUUUAUUUAUUCAUUAAUGAAUGCUGGAAUCUUAAUUAAAUAUCUUUUGUAAUAGAAAAGUUUUAAAAUUAUGUCAUUUGUAAUUGGUCAUUUUUUAAUGAAAUCUGUUUUUCAGUAUUGUUAUGUUAUUGCUUUUUCUUUCGUACAGCAAUUAAUGUAUAAAAAUUUAAGGAAAAUGCACUUUUUUGUGAUGUGUAGAUGACACAGAUUCCCCCUUUUUCUUUUGCAAAUAAUAAAAUAAGCAUUAUUAUAAAAAAAA
This is a messenger RNA of Stegodyphus dumicola, 2297 nucleotides long. RefSeq lists its product as uncharacterized. Gene Ontology annotation, biological process: regulation of transcription by RNA polymerase II. Lineage: Eukaryota; Metazoa; Arthropoda; Arachnida; Araneae; Eresidae. Gene Ontology annotation, molecular function: DNA-binding transcription factor activity, RNA polymerase II-specific; RNA polymerase II cis-regulatory region sequence-specific DNA binding. The record is from RefSeq and is a predicted model, not a curated record.